Messenger RNA from Cyphomyrmex costatus, 1453 nucleotides. It is a transcript of the gene Ts, whose product is annotated as Thymidylate synthase. Lineage: Eukaryota; Metazoa; Arthropoda; Insecta; Hymenoptera; Formicidae. Gene Ontology annotation, biological process: dTMP biosynthetic process. Gene Ontology annotation, molecular function: thymidylate synthase activity. The record is from RefSeq and is a predicted model, not a curated record. Bases 220 to 1173 code for a protein of 317 amino acids. Gene Ontology annotation, cellular component: cytosol; mitochondrion. The transcript has 4 exons.
AUAAACGCUAGUUGAAAUUGGUUGAAAUCUCUUUUCAGCUAUCUCUUUCUUUGAGAAAAGCAAGUUUAAACUCAAAUAAUUUCGGUAUGGCAAUCAAAUUUGUAAUGACGGUUUUCCCUCGAACCGUCUGGAAUAAAGAUUUCCAGUUACUACACUACACAUAUAUUACAUAUAUAUUUUUAGAUAUUAUUAUUGUAAUGCGAUAUACCUCGCUAAGAGAUGGCAAAUAACGGUGUCCAGAUCGAGAAAUCAUUGCCAGAAACGACACAGGAUGUGGAGCAAAAGAUGAAUGAAAAGACAAAGGAAGAACACGAGGAAUAUCAGUAUUUGAGACUCGUCGAAAAGGUUAUUCAGAGUGGAGCAAAAAAGAACAAUCGCACUGGUGUCAAUACUUAUUCCAUCUUCGGCACGCAAAUGCGAUUCAGUUUACGAGACGGUGUUUUUCCAUUACUGACAACUAAACAAGUAUUCUGGCGAGCAGUGGUUGAGGAACUGUUGUGGUUUAUCAAAGGAUCAACAAAUUCCAAAGAAUUGACAGAUAAGGGUAUUCACAUUUGGGAUGAAAAUGGUUCACGUGCCUUCUUAGAUUCUUGUGGAUUUACUGAUAGAGAGGAGGGUGAUUUAGGACCUGUCUAUGGUUUCCAGUGGCGACAUUUUGGUGCUGAAUACAGAGACAUGCACACAGAUUAUACAGGACAAGGUGUAGACCAAUUGAAGGAUGUCAUUUACAAAGUAAAGCAUUCUCCUGAUGACAGACGUAUUAUAAUGUCAGCCUGGAAUCCAGUUGAUAUUCCGAAAAUGGCAUUGCCGCCAUGCCAUGCUUUUAUACAAUUUUACGUAAAUAACGGAGAAUUGUCCACACAGCUUUAUCAAAGAAGUGCAGACAUGGGUUUAGGUGUGCCAUUUAACAUAGCAUCGUAUUCCUUGUUGACUUACAUGAUCGCUCAUGUUACUGGAUUAAAGCCAGGAGAAUUUGUACAUACAAUGGGAGACUGCCACGUCUACAUCAAUCAUAUAAGUGCCCUUGAGGAACAGGUAAAACGCGAACCGCGCGAGUUUCCAAAAUUAAGGAUAGUUAGAGAAGUUAAAGAUAUUGACGAUUUCAUUGCUGAGGAUUUCGAAUUGAUAGAUUAUAAUCCAUACUCCAAACUCUAUAUGAAGAUGGCUGUCUGAACUACCUCGCUUGGAUAAGCUUCUGAAAGAUCCAUGUAAUCUGUAUUUCGCUUUCGUAAAAUUCAUUAAUGAAGCGAUGUUGGCUGCGUUCAGUAGAGAAAGUAGCUUUGCAGCUGUUGUAAGAUUCUUUAUCAUUUUUUAGACUUGAUUCCUCUUGUACUUAGUUCCUCACUGAUAAAUGUAUAACUAGUCAUACUUUUAAAACUAUCUGAUAACUAAUCACAUUAAAAAAUGUUACAAGAGUUGUAAAGCUACUUUUUCCACUGAAUGCAAUCCUUGA